Molecule: messenger RNA, 701 nt
Organism: Acyrthosiphon pisum (pea aphid)
Lineage: Eukaryota; Metazoa; Arthropoda; Insecta; Hemiptera; Aphididae
Exons: 2
Molecular function (GO): protein dimerization activity
Source: RefSeq, a predicted model, not a curated record
ACUUUAAAUCAAUUGAUAUCAAAGUGAAGCAAUUCAUUGAAAACCAUAAAGAUGAACAUUUUACUCCUUUACCACAAAAACGAUCAAGAAAAAGAAAAAUGAUGCCUGGAGAACAAGCAAUAGAUGAACCAACUUCUGAAAUUUCUGACCCUUUGACUAACUUUAAAUAUCACACUUUUUACGUAGUGCUUGAUAUCAUAUGCAAAAUAAAAAUGGAUAAUAAAAAACGACCUAGUGAUGCAUUUCAAGGCGUAGCAUCAAUAUAUUCAAAAUAUUUCAAUGCAGAAACAUUAAAGACAGAAUUUAUAUUGGUUAUUAGUUGUUUUUCUGAUUUAGAAAAAACCAUUUGUUUACCAAAAUAUCUUCAUAAGGAUAAUAAAACAUAUUCUGAUUCUGAAUCCCAUAAUUCUGAUUCUGAGUCUGACAAAGAAUUAAUUCUUAAAGACCAUAUUGAAGAUUUUACAAAUAGCAACUCUCUUAUUUAUAUAUUUAAAUUAUUUUGCAGUUCAAAUAUCAGAUUUACACUACCAAAUAUUUACAUGCUGGUCAAAAUUGCAGUGACAAUACCUGUUUCCAGUGCUUAUACUGAACGCAGUUUCUCAAAACUUAAACUAGUAAAAACUAGAUUGAGAUCAACUAUGGCUGAGUCUAGAUUAGAGGGCUUAAUACGCAUUGACUGCGAACAUCUAUAUUCAAAUUAA